Gavialis gangeticus (Gharial) is the source of this 1518-nucleotide messenger RNA. It is a transcript of the gene RPS6KB1, whose product is annotated as ribosomal protein S6 kinase B1. Gene Ontology annotation, molecular function: ATP binding; phosphatidylinositol-4,5-bisphosphate phospholipase C activity; protein serine/threonine kinase activity. The coding region runs from base 36 to 1454 and encodes 472 amino acids. Gene Ontology annotation, biological process: lipid metabolic process; protein phosphorylation; intracellular signal transduction. The record is from RefSeq and is a predicted model, not a curated record. Lineage: Eukaryota; Metazoa; Chordata; Crocodylia; Gavialidae. The transcript is spliced from 15 exons.
AGGAGCUGGAGGAGGGGGGUCAGUUAAGUGAAAGCAUGGAUCAUGGAGGAGUUGGCCAAUAUGAACUUGGCAUGGAACAUUGUGAAAAAUUUGAGAUUUCAGAAACUAGUGUAAACAAAGGUCCGGAAAAGAUUCGACCAGAAUGCUUUGAGCUUCUACGUGUGCUUGGCAAGGGAGGCUACGGAAAGGUUUUUCAAGUACGAAAAGUAACAGGAGCAAAUACCGGAAAAAUUUUUGCCAUGAAAGUUCUUAAAAAGGCAAUGAUUGUAAGGAACGCAAAGGAUACAGCUCAUACAAAAGCAGAACGGAACAUUCUGGAGGAAGUAAAGCAUCCCUUCAUUGUAGAUUUAAUCUAUGCCUUUCAGACUGGUGGAAAACUCUACCUCAUCCUUGAGUAUCUCAGUGGAGGAGAACUAUUUAUGCAGUUAGAAAGAGAAGGGAUAUUUAUGGAGGACACAGCUUGCUUUUACUUGGCAGAAAUCUCAAUGGCUUUGGGGCACUUGCAUCAAAAAGGAAUCAUCUAUCGAGAUCUGAAGCCAGAAAAUAUCAUGCUUAAUCAUCAAGGUCACGUAAAACUGACUGACUUUGGACUAUGUAAAGAAUCUAUUCAUGAUGGAACAGUCACACACACGUUCUGUGGAACAAUAGAAUACAUGGCCCCUGAAAUCUUGAUGAGAAGUGGGCAUAAUCGUGCAGUGGACUGGUGGAGUUUGGGGGCAUUAAUGUAUGACAUGCUGACUGGAGCACCUCCAUUCACAGGGGAGAACAGAAAGAAAACCAUAGACAAGAUUCUCAAGUGUAAACUCAAUUUGCCUCCCUACCUCACGCAAGAAGCCAGAGAUCUGCUUAAAAAGCUGCUAAAAAGAAAUGCUGCCUCACGUCUAGGAGCUGGUUCUGGAGAUGCUGGAGAAGUUCAGGCUCACCCUUUCUUCAGACACAUUAACUGGGACGAGCUGCUAGCACGGAAGGUGGAACCUCCCUUCAAACCCUUAUUGCAAUCCGAAGAGGAUGUGAGCCAGUUUGAUUCAAAGUUUACACGUCAGACACCUGUUGAUAGCCCAGAUGACUCAACUCUCAGUGAAAGUGCCAACCAGGUCUUUCUGGGUUUUACGUAUGUGGCUCCAUCUGUACUUGAAAGUGUAAAAGAGAAGUUUUCUUUUGAACCAAAAAUUCGAUCACCUCGCAGAUUUAUUGGUAGCCCUAGGACACCAGUCAGCCCGGUAAAGUUCUCCCCUGGGGAUUUCUGGGGAAGAGGUGCUUCAGCCAGUGCAUCAAACACUCAGACGCCUGUGGAGUAUCCAAUGGAGACCAGCGGAAUAGAACAAAUGGAUGUGACAGUUUGUGGGGAAGCCUCGGCACCACUUCCAAUACGACAACCAAACUCCGGGCCAUAUAAAAAACAAGCCUUUCCCAUGAUUUCCAAACGACCAGAGCACUUGCGCAUGAAUCUAUGACAACACAAGUUGUUUGCUUUUCUUUUUUUUUCUUUCUUUCUUUCUUUCUUUCUUUUUUUCUUUU